Coniophora puteana RWD-64-598 SS2 is the source of this 1875-nucleotide messenger RNA. RefSeq lists its product as uncharacterized. Bases 7 to 1875 code for a protein of 622 amino acids. Lineage: Eukaryota; Fungi; Basidiomycota; Agaricomycetes; Boletales; Coniophoraceae. The record is from RefSeq and is a predicted model, not a curated record. The transcript has 2 exons.
GCUUUCAUGGAUUCCAAUGACAAAAUGAAUCAGAGUAGCCCCCUGUUCAAGCUCCUCUGUGGGGGCGAGCUAUACUCGCUCAUGUUGAGCUUCUUGACGGUCGUAAAGAAGACUCCACAGGGGGAUAUUGAGAUUGCUGACAUCAAGAGCUUGAAGAGCCUUGCACGCGUGUGCAAGCGCACCUUCGAGCCGACGGCUAUCUUACUGUGGCGCGACACGAAUAUGCACCGGUUUACUCAUGCAGCCCGAGUGCUUCCGCACCAUCAAACUACGUACGGUCGUUCCGUGAAAUUGAGGACGACAAAUAUACGCAAGGAAAUGGUGCUCAACUUGAAGAUAUAUGCACAGUCGGUUCGCUCGUUUUGCUAUGAUGAGGGCAAGCCAUAUCUCCACCAUGAAUCUAUUGGACGUCUACUGGCUGUAAUGAAAAUCGGUCCAUCCCUCUUUCCCAAUAUUCAGCACCUUACCAUGCCAAUGCCAGAAUACUAUGAUGCACGCCUGGCUCCUUUCUUGGCUUCAUCUAUCACCCAUCUGACUGUAAAUAUCCCUUACAAGGAUACUUCCACGCUUGACAUGAUUGCCAACACAUGCCCGUCGCUCAUUCAGCUCUCAUUGACCUCAGUCGCCACUAACAGCGAGCACGCCAACCAGAAACAGCAUCGGAGACUUGACCAAGAGUCUGUUUGCCAUCGUAGUUCAUCGCCUUGGGUUAUUCAGUGGCUCACAUCAAUGGCACACCGUUUCGGAAACCUUCAAGUCGUGGCCGUUCGAACUCCGAGUAGUAUCAUGAGUCCACUCGGAGCCAUCAACAAUAUCAGUCAGUUUCCCUCGCUGAAGGAGCUCACGCUUUCCAUCUGGAACUCGACUGGCGCAUUGGCUCCUCCUCUGCCACACCCGAUCCCUGUGAUCAAGUUCCCUCAUCUUACCAGCUUGUCUAUUGAUUAUGGUUCCGCAUCCGAUCUUGACAGGAUGCUGCAAUGCCUUUGCGGACAGCUCCAAGGUCUUGUAGCGAUCAAUUUGUCCUACAGCCUGAUUGACCGAAAGCCGGAGCCCCACUCUGAGAAUGCUCUAUUUCAACACACUGUAGAAGCACUUUCUGGAAACACUUUGACGACACUCCGCAUUCACAGGGCCCACAUGUUAUAUCAUGUCCAAGGCAAUCCCCUCGAUGCAGGUAUUUUUCAGCAAGUGUGCAAUUUUGUCCACCUUCGCAGUUUGUAUAUCGCCAUGUCGCUCAGCAUUCCCUUGAACGACAGGAUGCUUGUUCAAAUUGCUCGUUGCAUUCCCAACUUAGAGACAUUUGAUGUUCGCCGAUGGGACUCAAGCCCUGGGCAGACCAACACUGAGGAGAAUGCGGUUACACUUGUUGGGCUGGCAGUCUUUGUAGAGACUGCUCAGAACCUUGCAUUUCUUGGGCUUUCAUUCAAUUGUGAUUCUGAUGUUGAUGUCCUUUCUGACCUUGGUCCGGAGCGCAAUGUCAAUGGAGGAUCACGCGUAGUGGAGCUGGGAGUUGGUCCAGGGUAUGUAGUAGAUGCGGAGUUAACAGCUCGCCAACUCCUCCAGAUAUUCCCCAAUGUCGAGGUGAUUGACACUCGGAAGCUGAAGGAAUGGGCGAAGCGCGUGUCAACCCUUGACAGAUCAUACGAGAAUUAUGCGUAUGAUUUACAGCCAACAACUCUCUACACUCGAUGGAGGGAUGUAGCACGACAAAUGGACACGAUACGUCCUUUGGAUCACCCCAGGGAUACAGAUCAAGGCUGGAGGGCGGUUGAGGACUUAUCGGCAAGUGAGGGAUCUGUUAGCGAAGAGGAAGACUUGUAUGAAUUUGAGUCAGAUUAUGACGAUGAAAGUACAUAUGAUGAGGAAAGUCACUAG